Fomitopsis serialis is the source of this 1376-nucleotide messenger RNA. RefSeq names its product cytochrome oxidase assembly protein-domain-containing protein. Bases 95 to 1300 code for a protein of 401 amino acids. Gene Ontology annotation, biological process: heme A biosynthetic process. The record is from RefSeq and is a predicted model, not a curated record. NCBI's taxonomy places the organism in Eukaryota, Fungi, Basidiomycota, Agaricomycetes, Polyporales, Fomitopsidaceae. Gene Ontology annotation, molecular function: oxidoreductase activity, acting on NAD(P)H, heme protein as acceptor. The transcript is spliced from 7 exons. Gene Ontology annotation, cellular component: mitochondrial inner membrane.
AUUCCUAACCUGCGCCCAUCCUGCAUAGUAUGAGCCUCUGAGACUUCCUCAGGUAGCCCGGUUUUCUGGUGUCUACUCGACUUCCAGCCGUAGGAUGUCGUUCACCUCGCUAUGGAGGGGCCUUGGAGGGCGUUCCCUACCUGCAGCGAUCUCAAGACCACCGUGCACACGAGCACUUCACCAGCGGAGUGUGUCGAAGGUUCUCUCCAGACUACCCACGAAAUCCAUCUUCGGAACAGGCAGUCGACCAUUGGGUGGUCUACUGCGACAGCCAAGUCUAUGGGCGCAAGGGAGGCACAUUACGCUCGCUCCGGUGCUCUCUCCUCCCCCGGUCGCAGGCUGGCUCAUCUUCUCCUCGGUUCUCGUCUUUGCUGUCAUCGUCGUGGGCGGUGUGACCCGCCUCACCGAGUCCGGUCUGAGCAUCACGGAAUGGCGGCCCAUCACCGGUGUUCUACCCCCUCUCUCACAAGCAGAAUGGGAAGUCGAAUUCACCAAGUACAAGGCAACUCCGGAGUUCAAGUUGCUGAACCACUCGAUCACGCUUGACGAGUUUAAGAACAUCUUCUACAUGGAAUGGGGACACCGCAUCCUCGGCCGUGCGCUCGGGUGGUACAUGGUCAAGUCCGGGCUGGAGGACUCGCUCAUGGACACUCCCGGUGCCGUCCCGCGCGUGUCGCAGUACAGGCUCGCGGCGCACCUCGGGACGGCGUUCAACUCGCACGUGAAGCGGUUCGCCCGGUGUUCGAAGCUGCUCACUGGGUUGGUCUUCCUCACGGCGCUCUCAGGUAAGCGGGGCUUUUGUGCGGGGCUGGACGCUGGUCUUCUCUACAACGAGUUCCCGCUCAUGGGCGGACGCAUCGCGCCUCCGGCGGACGAGCUGUUCUCAACGGCAUACGCCAAGAGCCCCGACGGCUCAGACUUAUGGUGGCGUAACAUCUUCGAGAAUCCCACUACCGUGCAAUUCAACCACAGAUGCUUGGCGAUCACGACCUACACUGCAACCACGGCCCUGUACGCCCUGAGCCGGAGCUCGGCGUACAAGGCUAUCCUCCCGCCGCUCGUCAAGCGCAUGAUGGUGUCGGCCUUCGCGAUGGCGAACGUUCAGGUCCUGCUCGGCAUUAGUACUCUACUCUACCUCGUUCCGGUGCCCUUAGCUGCUGCGCACCAAGCAGGGAGCGUGCUGCUCCUAACGACGAUGGUCCAGUUGCUGGUGUCGUUGAGGAAACCGGGUGCAGCGGCGCGUGCGUGGAGGCAGGCAUUGUUCGCAGCGAAGGGCGCGAAAGGCGCGAAAGCGCCAUAGGGUCAUACUCACAGGUUUACCGGGUAGAUCGUCGUAUUUAUUCGUCAGCGGCACCUCGCGUCGUAGUGUACUCAUC